AUGGAGUGGGAUAGCAAUUCGGAUCUGAGUGGAGAUGAAGAUGAGGAGGGAUUCAUGUUUACCGAUGGAGGAGUAGGUUCUUUGCCUUUUCCUGUUGAUAAUUUGCUGCAAACUGCUCCUUGUGGAUUUGUGGUCACUGAUGCUCUCGAACCUGACCAUCCUCUUGUUUAUGUCAAUACUAUUUUCGAGAUGGUUACUGGCUAUCGAGCUGAAGAAGUUCUUGGCCGUAAUUGUACAUUUGUCGGGUUCCAUGAAAUUGUGUCUUGGUUCUUCUCCACCUCCAUCCGUUUCUUGCAAUGUAGAGGACCAUUUGCUAAAAGAAGGCAUCCAUUGGUUGACUCCUCAGUGGUUUCAGAAAUAAGAAGAUGCCUUGAUGAGGGCAUUGAAUUCCAAGGCGAGUUGUUAAACUUCAGAAAGGAUGGUUCUCCACUAAUGAACAGGCUGAGACUUACUCCUAUAUAUGGGGAUGAUGACACAAUUACUCAUGUUAUUGGAAUCCAGUUCUUCACCGAAACGAAUAUUGAUUUAGGUCCCUUGCCUGGUUCUUCGGUAAAGGAGUCUGCAAAAUUGGCUGAUAGGUUUCGUUCUGGUCUUUCAACAUAUCGUUCAAUCCCAGUAGGGGACCGUAAUGUUUCUCGUGGCAUUUGUGGGAUACUGGAAUUGAGUGAUGAGGUAUUGUCUCUCAAGAUACUUUCACGGUUGACUCCAAGAGAUAUUGCGUCAAUUGGUUCUGUCUGCAGACGGCUCUAUGAGCUGACGAAGAAUGAGGAUCUCUGGAGAAUGGUCUGUCAGAAUGCUUGGGGUAGUGAAACAACUCGUGUUUUGGAGACUGUGCCGGGUGCAAAGAGACUUGGUUGGGGUCGGCUUGCUAGGGAAUUGACAACUCUUGAAGCAGCAGCAUGGAGAAAGCUAACUGUUGGAGGUGGUGUUGAACCCUCAAGAUGUAAUUUCAGUGCUUGUGCAGUUGGUAAUCGAGUCGUCCUUUUUGGUGGGGAAGGUGUUAACAUGCAGCCAAUGAAUGAUACCUUUGUCCUGGAUCUGAACUCCAGGAACCCAGAGUGGCAACAUGUCCAAGUGAGCUCCCCUCCUCCUGGUCGGUGGGGACAUACACUUUCUUGUGUUAAUGGGUCUCGUUUGGUGGUCUUUGGAGGUUGUGGAAGGCAAGGUUUAUUGAAUGAUGUCUUUGUUUUGGAUUUGGAUGCCAAGCCUCCAACUUGGCGUGAGAUUUCUGGAUUGGCCCCUCCACUUCCAAGAUCAUGGCACAGCUCUUGCACCCUUGAUGGCACUAAGUUGAUUGUCUCUGGUGGGUGUGCAGAUUCUGGAGUACUUCUCAGUGACACAUUUUUGCUCGAUCUGUCAAUGGAGAAACCUAUCUGGAGGGAGAUACCAGUAGCAUGGACCCCACCUUCUCGGCUAGGUCACACUCUCUCAGUUUAUGGUGGAAGAAAAAUAUUGAUGUUUGGGGGUUUGGCUAAGAGUGGUCCCCUUCGAUUCCGCUCCAGUGAUGUGUUCACUAUGGAUCUAAGUGAGGAGGAACCUUGUUGGAGAUGUGUAACAGGGAGUGGAAUGCCGGGUGCUGGAAACCCGGGAGGCAUAGCUCCUCCACCUAGACUUGAUCAUGUAGCUGUGAGCCUCCCGGGCGGUAGAAUUUUGAUCUUUGGCGGCUCUGUCGCCGGUCUUCACUCUGCCUCGCAACUUUAUCUCCUCGAUCCUACUGACGAGAAACCAACAUGGAGGAUUCUAAAUGUACCGGGGCGACCUCCAAGAUUUGCUUGGGGACACAGUACCUGUGUUGUUGGAGGGACAAGGGCUAUAGUCCUCGGUGGUCAAACUGGGGAUGAGUGGAUGCUGAGUGAGCUCCAUGAACUUUCCUUGGGAAGUUCAGUUAUCUGA
Dovyalis caffra is the source of this 1893-nucleotide messenger RNA. The record is from the annotation of a GenBank genome assembly. Lineage: Eukaryota; Viridiplantae; Streptophyta; Magnoliopsida; Malpighiales; Salicaceae.